AUGUGUUUAAAUAGAAAGUAUAAUAAUAAAGGUGACUGGGGAGAGAGAAGUGUAGAUGUAUUUAAGAUAUUAGAGAUUAUUGGUGAAGGAACUUAUGGACAGGUUUAUAAAGCAAGAGACACCUAUACAGAUGACUUUGUAGCAUUAAAGAAAGUACGUUUAGAAAAUGAGAAAGAAGGAUUUCCCAUUACAGCAGUUCGAGAAAUAAAAAUUUUACGUCAAUUAAAUCAUCCCAAUAUUGUCAAUUUAAAAGAAAUUGUAACAGACAAACAAGAUGCUCAAGAUUUUAAGAAAGAUAAAGGAGCAUUCUAUCUAGUAUUUGAGUAUAUGGAUCAUGAUUUAAUGGGAUUAUUAGAGUCUGGACUGGUAACAUUUAGAGAGGAGAAUAUAGCUUCCUUCAUGAAACAGUUAUUAGAUGGUCUGUUUUACUGUCAUACAAUGAACUUUUUACAUCGUGAUAUCAAAUGUUCUAAUAUUCUACUAAAUAAUAAGGGUCAGAUAAAGUUAGCUGAUUUAGGAUUAGCUAGGUACUAUGAUGCUGAAGAUAAAGAUCGUCUAUAUACUAAUAAAGUUAUUACUUUAUGGUACCGUCCACCAGAACUAUUACUAGGUGAAGAACGAUAUGGGCCAGCUAUAGAUGUCUGGAGUUUAGGAUGUAUUCUGGGAGAAUUAUUCACAAGAAAACCUAUUUUUCAAGCUAAUCAAGAGUUUCCUCAGUUGGAACUAAUUAGUAAGACUUGUGGCUCCCCUUGUCCUGCUAAUUGGCCAGAUGUUAUCAAACUGCCUCUCUUCCAUACGUUUAAACCUAAACGUCAGUAUCGCAGACGACUUCGGGAAGAGUUCGCUUUUUUGAUGCCUAAGCCGGCUUUAGAUUUGAUGGACAGAAUGCUGGAUCUGGAUCCAUCAAAGAGAUGUACUGCUAAGGAAGGGCUGAUUAGUCCGUGGUUACGGGAUGUUAAACCUGAAUCCAUCCCACCACCAGAUUUGCCUAAGGAUCAAGAUUGCCAUGAACUAUGGUGUAAAAAUCGGAAAAAAUUGAUCCGUGAAGCCCAGAAACGUGGAGAUAACAGCUAUUUAUUGAGUCCAACACGGACCGCCAGUGUCUCUAGUGCUCAAAGUAGAAGUUAUUCUUCCCACGGUGGUGAUCAUCCAUACAAGAAUUAUUGUUGA
This is a messenger RNA of Lottia gigantea (owl limpet), 1170 nucleotides long. RefSeq lists its product as hypothetical. The coding region runs from base 1 to 1170 and encodes 389 amino acids. The transcript is spliced from 7 exons. Lineage: Eukaryota; Metazoa; Mollusca; Gastropoda; Lottiidae. Gene Ontology annotation, molecular function: RNA polymerase II CTD heptapeptide repeat kinase activity; ATP binding; cyclin binding. Gene Ontology annotation, cellular component: nucleus; cyclin/CDK positive transcription elongation factor complex. Gene Ontology annotation, biological process: protein phosphorylation; positive regulation of transcription elongation by RNA polymerase II; transcription elongation by RNA polymerase II. The record is from RefSeq and is a predicted model, not a curated record.